CUCUCUGGGCCUCAAGCCGAAAGGAAGAGACACCGGGGAAGUUCCGGUACCCUCUGGGGUAGAAGAAGCUGCCAUGGAAGAGCCUGCAGCUCCCUCUGAAGCCUCUGAGGCACCUGGGGCAUCUACGGGUGCCGAGGCAGCCCGGGAGGGUGCAUCUGGGCCUUCCCUCCGCACGCGCCCGGUCUUCCGGCAAUUUUCAGCUGCAGGUCCGGCCCCCCUCCGCACGUCACGUCUGAGGCCUGCCCAGGCUGCAGGGGGAGGGGCUGGGCUCAGUCUCCUGCCGGGCCGGAGUGGUGGCAGCUGGACGAAGCAAGUCACCUGCAGGUAUUAUCUGCAUGGGCUUUGCAAGGAGGGGGAGAACUGUCGUUACUCUCAUGACCUCUCGGGCCGGCAGGUGGCCAGGGAGGGCCCUGGUCCUGCAGACCAAGGCCCUAGCACGGCUGCGCAAGCUGAGACCCUUCCUCAGGAAGUGGCGGAAGCCCCUCCCGCUGCAUCCUCUUGCUCCUUGCCUGUGAUUGGUUUGGCUGCUGAAGGGGGUUCCUUUGAAGCUGGGAGAGACAAUGCAGGCCUUGAAGCUGCUGGAGGAGCAGGUGCGGAAGGCUGGGAGAAUGCCAUUGAGUUUGUUCCUGGGCAACCCUACCGGGGCCGCAUGUUCCCUGUUGUUCCCAGCGUUCCUCCACAGAGCUCAGUGACUGAGAGGGAACAGAUUGCAGUGGGCAGGGGGCCGCCGCUUUGCCGGGAUGCUGCAAUGGGGCAGUGCUUUCGUGGGGAGAGCUGCAUGUAUCUCCAUGGAGAGAUAUGCGAUAUGUGUGGGCGUCAGGUCUUGCACCCUCUGGAUCCUGUGCAGAGGGAACACCAUAUAAAGGCUUGCAUUGAAGCACACGAGGAGGAUAUGGAACUCUCGUUUGCAGUGCAGCGAAGUAUGGACAAAGUGUGUGGCAUCUGCAUGGAGGUUGUCUAUGAGAAAGCCAACCCCAGUGAUUGCCGCUUUGGCAUCCUCUCCAACUGCAACCACACCUACUGUCUUAAGUGUAUCCGCAGGUGGAGGACUGACAAACAGUUUGGCAACAGGAUCGUCAAGUCCUGUCCACAGUGCAGGGUCACCUCCAACUUUGUCAUUCCCAGUGAGUUCUGGGUGGAGGAGGAGGAAGAGAAGCAGAAACUUAUUCAGCAGUACAAGGAGGCAAUGAGCAACAAGACUUGCAGGUAUUUUGCUGAAAGCAGGGGUUUCUGCCCAUUUGGAGAGAACUGUUUUUACAAGCACGCAGACCCUGAGGGCCCGGGAGAGGAUCCUCAGAGGCAGGGUGCUGGGGAAUCCGGUGCUCACUGCAGUCAACUUUUGGAGCCUACUCAGGUGGGAGAGGGUGAGAUGCCCUUUAAAAGCGGUAAAAAAGAGCUUGUCAUGCUUCGGCUGGCCAAUCUGUUGUUUAAGUGUUUUUUUUCACUGGCAGAUGAUGAGCUUUCUUUCUCAGAGGACCAGUGGGACUUGCUUCAUUAUGAGCUGGAAAAUUUUUUUCAGUUUGAAUCUGUGGCAUUAUGCUGUGGCAUGUGGUCUGGUGUGCUAAGGCUCUGCCAUCCGCUGUUGCUUGUUUUCUGUUUGUAGUCACAUCUAUCAUUCACAGAGACUAUUGAAGCCAUUUUUAUAAAGCAUCCAUCUCUGUUUUCUUGUCCAUCCCCAUUUCAAGGUUAUGGUGCUUUACUGUGGUGAACUGUAACAAAAAGUCCUUAAAGUUAUUGUUUGAUGCAAUGAAUAUUACUGUAGUUUAUGGUUUAUUUUGUCAUCUCUGUUUUCAACAGGAUUGACUCAGUUCUAGUCUAGUGUUUACAGAAUUUCCACACUCAUUUUGAAGUCCCUCAAGAAUAAAUGUGACAGGGUGAAGGGAGAAGUCUUAACUGAACAAGGAGCUUUUUUGCUACUACAGCCUUAAGAAAUGGACCCUCGCAGGGCCUUUGUGGUACAACUGCUCAUCUUUGUUGUUUACAUGUCUGUUCCUUCCCUCAUUCCCCUUCAAGUGCACUCUUGAACAUGUGGUUACUUUGUGGUUUUGUGUUUUACUUGACCAGAACCAGGUGUGUAUGUUUACAUGUUUUUAUCCUGUGAAGCUUGAUGUGAAAUUAUUUAUAUUUGAAAGUAUAUAUUUAAUAAUUAUGUGUAUGGAUAUAAAUGUGUAUAAAAGUUCUAUCAUUGAAAAUAUAUAUAAAAGAUACACCAUCAUAUAAUAUAGUAUCUGGAAGAGCUGGAAGCUGACGGUGAAAAGCUAAUAGGAUUUGCUGUUGUGUUGAGUGUGAGGUGUGUAAAUAAUCAUUCUGUCCUUUUCGCAGGCUCAGUGGUUAGCAUCUAAUGAAAACAUAUUCAAGUGGCUGUGAUCAGUUGUAGCAGACACAGAUAAAGCAUUUACAAAUUAAGACAUUGGUAAUUCCUAUGAUGGCAUUAAUAGCUCACUGUGCUAUUAUACAUACAGAAAUGUGUGUUCUCAUGCUGUUUAGCAUAGUAUCAUUAUUCCUUAUAACAGCACAAUCAGUCCUGAACUCAGAUAAACAGUUCCUUGUGUUCAAUAUUUUGUGGUAUCUCUAGAAAUUAAAAAAGGGGGCUUUUGACAAAAGUUUUCAAUAUAUAAAUGACAAGAUUGUAAAAGAUAGUAGAAUAACAAAAGUAUUGAAACCAGUUGUAAUAUAAGAAUGGAAAGAUUAAAAAAGUGAAAUAUAUAAAGGGACAAAAACUAAAUACAGUAGUGA
Messenger RNA from Lontra canadensis (Northern American river otter), 2736 nucleotides. RefSeq names its product makorin ring finger protein 3 (gene MKRN3). Gene Ontology annotation, molecular function: metal ion binding; ubiquitin protein ligase activity. The transcript has a single exon. NCBI's taxonomy places the organism in Eukaryota, Metazoa, Chordata, Mammalia, Carnivora, Mustelidae. Bases 74 to 1603 code for a protein of 509 amino acids. Gene Ontology annotation, biological process: protein polyubiquitination. The record is from RefSeq and is a predicted model, not a curated record.